AUGACAAAAAAACAGAAAGCAGGGCUAGCAUUCAAGUCAUUGGAUGAAACAUACGAGUUCUACAAUGAUUACGCAAAGGAUGCUGGAUUUAGUGUCAGGAUUAGUAAGGAGAAGAAAAAGAAAGAAACAUGUGAGGUUUUUUGGAAACGAUACGUUUGUUUUAAGGAAGGUGAAACAGAUGAGACGUGGAGGAAAAAAAAAGACAGUGAGUCUACACAAAUAGAAAGAGAACGAGGUAAUGUUCGUGAAAAUUGCAAAGCAACGUUAACAGUAGUUUAUGAUGGGUUCAAUUUUGUAGUUAAGACUUUCAUUGAGGAACAUACUCAUCCACUUGCAACACCAUCUAGAGUACACUUGUUAAGAUCUCAUCGUGGUGUAUCAGAUACAAAAAUAAAGUUGAUGAAAAAGUUUUCCAAUGUGAACAUUCCAUUAUAUCAACAAUUCGAACUCUUGGAGACACAAGCUGGUGGACAUAAAAGUGUUGGGUUCAUAGAAAGAGAUUUAAGAAAUUUUGCGCAAGAUGAGAGGGAGAAAAUAAAGGGUCAUGAUGCAGAAAUGUUAUAUGAGCUUCAAAUCGGAGGAAGAUAA
Prunus armeniaca (apricot) is the source of this 588-nucleotide messenger RNA. NCBI's taxonomy places the organism in Eukaryota, Viridiplantae, Streptophyta, Magnoliopsida, Rosales, Rosaceae. The record is from the annotation of a GenBank genome assembly.